AUGAAUAACGAUAAUAAAUCUAGUAUAUUUUGGGCUUCGGUAAAUAUGUUCAAAGGUUUCAUCGGUAUAGGUGUCCUUUCACUUCCAACUGCUUUUUCUAAAAGCGGUUAUUUAUGUGGUACACUUUUAAUGCUAGUAUGUGCAUUUAUGAUAAUAUAUUUAAGUUUAUAAUUAAUAUCAUUUGCAAAUAAAUCAAUCAAACAUUCAAAAUCUUUAGUAUAAUUUUGCGAAAAUACAUUAGCUUAUGUGGUAUUUUUUACUACAUAUUCAAAUUAAAUAUUUUGUUUUUUUUCAUGUGAAAGUAUUUUUUGUACUAAUCGUAAUAUUUCUUUAAUAGUUUCAAUAAUACUAGUAUUUCCUUUGAUAUUUAUACGAAAUAUAAAUAAAUUAAAAUCAUUGAGCAUGUAUUCGAAUAUCCUUGUUUUAACAUCUCUUUUAAUAAUAUCAAUUUAUUGCUUGAAAAAUUUAGUUUCUAAAAACUUCAAAAGUGAGGCUGUAGUUUUUAAUGUAUAAAAUUUUGGAUAAUCAAUUGGAGUUUUCAUAUUUACUUUUGAAGGAAUCGGGCUUUAUUUCGAAGUUAGAGAUUCAAUGUAAAACCCAAAUUAAUUUAAUAUAGUUUUGAAGUAUUCUUUUGGUUUAGCAUUAUUUUUAUAUUGGUUUAUUGCUUUUUUAGGUUAUCUUUCUUUUGGAAAUUAACUUAAGGAUUUAAUUAUAUUUAAUUUACCAGUUUAAAGUUAGCCUUUUUUGAUUUUUAUUUAAAUGUUUUAUUGUAUUGCUUUAUUGCUUUCUUAUCCAAUAUAAGUUUUACCCUUAGUUAAUAUAGCAGAAGAAUAUUUAAGGGAAAAAUUAAUUAAGGAAUAAUAUGGAGAUAAAAAAGAAUUAGAUAUAUAUAUGGAAUAAAGAAAAUAUGAAAAUGAAAUGGACUAUGAUAAUAAUUUAUCAUAUUAUAAUUAAAAUAUAUAAUUAAAUGAAAAAGACAUGAAAUAAUUAGAAUUUAAAGGAUAAAUAAUUCGUGUAAUGUUUAUGAUAGUUAUAUUUUUUACUUCUUUUUUUAUAAAUAAAGUUUCAAAUUUUAUUGGACUAAUAGGAUGUAUAUGUGGAAUUGUACUUUCAACUGUAAUUCCUGUAUUAGUAUGUAAUAUUUGUAUAGAAAAUAUUUCUACUUUUUAAAAAAACUUUAAUUGGUUUAUGAUGUUUUUGGGAAUUUUUUUUGGAUUAUUUGGAAUUUAUUCAAGUUUAUAAGUAUUAAUAAUUUGA
Messenger RNA from Ichthyophthirius multifiliis, 1257 nucleotides. RefSeq names its product transmembrane amino acid transporter protein, putative. Lineage: Eukaryota; Ciliophora; Oligohymenophorea; Hymenostomatida. Gene Ontology annotation, biological process: amino acid transmembrane transport. The record is from RefSeq and is a predicted model, not a curated record. Gene Ontology annotation, molecular function: amino acid transmembrane transporter activity. The transcript is spliced from 2 exons.